Oncorhynchus gorbuscha (pink salmon) is the source of this 5212-nucleotide messenger RNA. Its product is annotated as intermediate filament family orphan 2-like. The transcript is spliced from 8 exons. Lineage: Eukaryota; Metazoa; Chordata; Actinopteri; Salmoniformes; Salmonidae. The record is from RefSeq and is a predicted model, not a curated record. Bases 453 to 1964 code for a protein of 503 amino acids.
GCUGUAGACUAGUCUGUCAUCACACCGCGGUACCAGAGUCCGGAGAAAGAAACGCGAAUAGGAGCAAAGACAGUGAGUGUGUCUAGAGAGAAUGGGAAAGGGAGAAACUGAGCGCAUAGGCCUACAGCAUCAGCAGCAUCUGAAAAAGCAGAGGCAAACGCACGGUGUGUCAUAUUCCUGCGUAUAACAGAGGAGGAUGGAGACUUUCCCGUUGCGCCAGAGAUCUGGACUGAUAAGAUUAUAUGUUUGUGGAUAGCCUACCAAUAGGAAAAAGGUGUUUUCUGGAGGUUUGAGGACAGCGAAGGUCCAUCACCUUCAACUGCCCCGUCAAUCUAAUUUCAAGGAGCCACAUCGUAAGAAACUACCUAGAGAACUGGCAUUUUGGAGGAUAUGAUCGGUUUUAUUGUUCAAUUCAUGCAGCAAAACAAAAAACAAAAGGUUUUAUCAUUUGUAUGUUUACCAGUAUGAUGAACUCUUUUUUUGAUUCUUCGUCUGCUGCUAUGAUUGAUACAAUUCCUGUCAGCGGUAUGUCCACUGCUGGGACGGGCGCUGUAACCAGUGCGCUUCGAAAUGACUUGGGGUCCAAUAUUCAUGUCCUGAAGACUCUGAACCUGCGGUUUCGCUGUUUUCUUGCCAAAGUUCACGAAUUAGAGCGGAGAAACAAAUUAUUAGAGAACCAACUGCAGCAAGCCUUGGAUCAACAACGAUACCAAGUAUACACUCGUGAAGUAGCUGUCCAAACCGACUCUUCUGAAUCCCGACUACCUGGUACCAUUUGGAGUUUCACGCACGUGAGAAGACACGGAGAGCGCUAUGAGACUCUCCAGGGCCCUGGUGUAUCCUGGAAUCAUCCGGACGGUGUUGGGGUCCAAAUCGAUACCAUCACCCCAGAAAUACGAGCUCUGUAUAAUGUGUUGGCUAAAGUCAAACGAGAGAGAGAUGAAUACAAGAGAAAAUGGGAAGAGGAGCUGAACAGACGAGAGCAGCUCGAGUCCUUGGUGGAAUCCAUGCAGGAGAGUGCCCAGGAGUCAGAGAAGAUCCAGGAUGAACUGAAUGAGAAGGUGGAGAGGCUGAAGGCUGAGCUGGUGGUCUUUAAGAGCCUUAUGAGCAAUAAAAUGUCCGACAUGGACACUAAGAUCCAGGAGAAAGCCACGCUGGUGGACAUGGACAUCUGCCGGCGCAUUGACAUCACCACCAAACUGUGUGACGUGGCUCAGCAGUGCAACUCAGAGGACAUGUCAACGAUGUUCAACGUGAGCCCGGCCAGGUCGCUCCCAGAGAGGGGUGCCAUGGCGUGCUGCAGGAAGAAGGAGUGCAAGCCUAUGUCUGACGAGGACAGCUCUGAGAUGGAUGCAGACCCCAGCACAAGUACCUCAGAGGAGGAGGUCCCGCUCAACGUUACUGACGAAAUGAAACGCAUGCUCAACCAGCUAAAUUGUUCAGAUGAUAAUUUUGUUGCCAGGAGGGAGACAUUUGACAUUGAUGAUGACUGUGACAGCCUGACGUGGGAAGAGAAUGACGAGACCCUGUUGCUAUGGGAGGACUUCAACAACUACAACAUACAACCCGGUGCCAUCACCGCGGCAAACUGCACAGUCACCAGCGCAGCCAACAGCAACACAGAGGAGCCUGUCUCUCAGGAUGGAAGCCUGGGCAGCCUCAUAGAUGAGACAGAAUCACUAUUCAAGACCAGAGAGCAGGAGUACCAGGAGACCAUUGGCGCGAUUGAGAUGGAGCUAGCCACAGCGAAGAGUGACAUGAACAGACACCUGCAUGAGUACAUGGAUAUGUGUAGCAUGAAGCGUGGUCUGGACGUGCAGAUGGAGACGUGCAGGAGGAUGAUUAAAGGGGGCAGGAACUCUCCCUCUGUCAGUUCGGUGGCUAGCAGCGACUCAGGGAACACUGACGAGAUCCAGGACAAACUACUAGACAAGGAUGGAGAGGCUGAGGUGCCAAUCAGUUGAUAGCCUGACUCCACCCCCUUCCUCCCCUGUUCACUGACAGCUGCUCACAGAGCUCCACUCUGCUUGGGGGCUGACCCCAGUGUUCUGCCCUGCGUGGCAUCUUUAGCCAAGGGGUACUGGUGGUCCUGAUGGUCCCAAUUGUCCUAUGGAUCUGGCCCACUGUCCCAGGCCCAGAACUGGCGCUUAUUGUCUCUGUUCUCACAGGAAUGAAGGGGGACGGGGUUCAUUUGCUUCACAAGUGUUUUAAGGCAGAGGUGGCACGUACAAUAUAUGUGUCUGAGCUGUGCUCUCUUCCACAGUGCUGCACAGGAACAUCCAGCAAAACAAUCAACAUGAUCAAACAAGUCAUUCUGGCUCACUCUUAGCAUAGUCUAAGCAGUUCCACUGUCACCACUGUCAUUCUAUUGGCCUGAGGCUGAACAGUCCAUUUGGUGAACAGGGAACAACAUGCACAACAUUAUUCACCAGUGAGAAUAUCUAUCCUUUUGAGUUUUUUAAUAAUCACACAAAAAAUCACAGAUCAAGAGCAGUCAUACUAUUUUGUACUUGCAUGUUCCCCAUAGAUGCAGAUUGAUCAUUCACAUAUACUGUACAUGCAAAUGUUCAAAUGGGGAUUGAAAUGUUCUCACCAAAGAGUCAAAGCUAAAAAAUCAGUUUGACUGGACUCUCCACAGUUACCAGUGUUGACUGGGGAACGGAGCACAGCCCUUUGCUGCUAUAAUGCAUUGUUCACAUUCUAUGCAAUUUAGCUAGCCUUAUUUUAAUUUUUUUAAUUGUACCUUUAUUUAACCAGGCAAGUCAGUUAAGAACACAUUCUUUGACCUUCAUUACCCCUCUUUUCCCUCAUGAUUUGCCUUUUUAAGCUGGGCAGGUGUUUUCAAUCUGUUAUUCAGAGUGCUCCUGUGUGUUCUCCAAAGUAGAAGAGCAAUGAGAGGUGCAGAAUUAUCUCAUAAAAGGAAAACUCCCUAGUGUCCUUUGUCAAAGGCAUACAUUCUCCCCCUAUCCAUGUUAAUUUAGAGGCUGUAAACAUUUGAAAGGUUAUCCAAAACAAUAUGGAACAAGGUGCCAGCAAACAUGCUGUCUUUGAUUUGUAUUGCCUUAUGCUUAUUACUAUCAUAGUAAGCUUCAGCUAACUUUAAUAAUUUCCCCUUAAAUGUAUCUAAUUGGUAGAACUAACUAAGUUAUUGAUGAUUCCUUGGGCUACUCUUUGGUAAGUCCAAAGCAGUGGAGGCUGCUGAGGGGAGGAUGGCUCGUGAUAAUGGCUGGAACGGAGUGAAUGGAAUGGCAUCAAUGGAAACCAUGUGUUUGAUGUAUUUGAUACUACUCCACCUAUUCAGCUCCAGCCAUUACCACGAGCCCGUUCUCUCCAAUUGAGGUGCCACCAACUUCUUGUGGUCCAAAGAGCUUUUGAAAGUUAUUGGUCACCUGCUUGUUCUCUCAGAGAUAGGGUACUGAAAUGAUAUAUUACAUAAAACAAUCACGUAAACAGGCAAUACUAUGAACAUUGGUUAUUGAUACAUUCCCUAGAUUAUACACUGAAAAAUGUGGUAUUUGGUAUUUUAUUUUGCCAAUCUUGGAUAAUAAACUCAGAUGGCCUUUCAUAACAACUCCCACCUGUCUGUCCAGCAGGGUGCACUGUUCCUAUCAUAUUCCGUUGUCUAAUUGUCAUGAGCCCUGGAUUGGGUUUAUAAUUGUUUGUACGUAGAUAAGAGGGCUGUUGGCAUGUGAUCGUAUACCCCAGAUGCCUUUCUGUUCAUAUUGCCCGAUGUAUAAAUCAUUUUUUUUGUAUUACAUCAUGUCUAAUGAUUUGAAUUAAAUGAAUCAAUUAAGAAAAAUGUAUCAAUGCAUGUGGAUUGGGAGAGGUUUUCUGGAAGUUAUUUUUCAAUUGGUUUAUGGAGUGUUGUUAGUUUGCAGAAUCAAGGACAAAAGUGCUAUUUGUAUGAUGAGGGUUUUAAGAUGGAAAAAUAAUGACAUUUGUCAUUGCAUUGUUUUAUGAAGGAAGAAGGGCUAUUGCAUUUGGUUGUUUCUUUGAAUUAUUUUACAUUGAACUAGAGGCACAUAGUUGUAGUAUUGCAAUUCCCUAUAAUUUCUUAAAUCAAAAUAUGCAUUAUGUUCCUGUAAUUUUACAUGGGCCCAUGAAUUUGCGUUGUACAGAUUGAAUUGUGAGUGUUGAGGCAUAAAUGAAAUAUUAUCUUCUUGUUGAACAAUCGUGAAUGGUAAAAAUGGUAUGGAAACUUAACUAUUUCAUAAUUUCAUCAGACACAAAGAUUCUGGCCCAACCAGUCUAUUGUAUAUUAUUUCCUAAACCAUGGUAAAGUGUCAAAACUCAUACACACUAUAAAGACAGAUAACAUUUAGGGAGAGGCCUUAUUCCCAGCUAACUAUAAAAAUCAUUUGUGUUAGAUUUAAAAUCAGCCUGACGAGUGCAGUAAGCCAUGCUUUUUCCCAUCCUUUUUUGCACCAUACAGUAUAGGCUGGAAAACACCUUGUAUGUUGUACAGUAGACCUAUGUGCCUUUAGUUCUCAUGUCUCAUGGUGACUGUAAUAUUGUUGCAUAUUUUCAAUUGAACAGAUUGUAGACACCUUCUUUGCUGAAUGUAUGGUCAAUAUGUAGGAGCAGUCUUCUGACUAGACCUACAGUCCCAACCUUACAAUCAGAACUGGUGCAUAUCUCAGACUAUGGGUCAGAACACAGAAACCUGAUGUGUACAUGGCACAUUGUUCUUUAUUGUCUAAGCAAACACAAAUUGUACAUGUAUAGUUGAACUACUACAUGAUGUACCCUUGCAGGACGUAAGUUUGGCUUAUUGAGCCUAUAUGGGAAUUUGAAAUUGUUGGGUUUAAUUGUUUCAUAGGUAUUUUAUAUGGUUGGUUUUAUCAAUGUAGUGCUAGGGUCUAAAGUGUUACAUUAGCCAUUACUGAAAUGUACACUGUAUGACCCAAAGUAUGUGGACACCUGCUCGUCGAUCAUCUCAUUCCAAAAUCAUGGGCAUUAAUAUGGAGUUGGUCCCCCAUUUGCUGCUACAGCCUCCACUCUUCAUGGAAAGCUUUCCACUAGAUGUUGGAACAUUGCUGCGGGGACAUGCUUCCCUUCAGUCACAAGAGAAUAAGUAAGGUUGGGCAUCGAUGUUGGGUGAUUAGGCCUGACUCGCAGUCAGUGUUCCAAUUCAUCCCAAAGGUGUUCGAUGUGGUUGAGGUCAGGGCUAUGUGCAGGUCAGUCAAGUUCUUCCACACUGAGUUCGACAAAC